Alternaria rosae is the source of this 2109-nucleotide messenger RNA. RefSeq names its product ankyrin repeat-containing domain protein. The transcript is spliced from 2 exons. The record is from RefSeq and is a predicted model, not a curated record. Gene Ontology annotation, molecular function: protein binding. Bases 1 to 1839 code for a protein of 612 amino acids. NCBI's taxonomy places the organism in Eukaryota, Fungi, Ascomycota, Dothideomycetes, Pleosporales, Pleosporaceae.
AUGACCAUCGAGAAAUUCGCGUGCCACUUAUGUUCCAAGCAAGUUGACAAACGAGGAAAGCUGAAUAAGCAUCUGAAAACGCACACGAAGCCUUACAACUGUCAGACAUGCACAAGAGGCUUUGCUUCUCGUCUGGACCUCCAACGCCACAUCAGAUCUCAACACCGUGCGGGUAAUAAACAGUACCGCUGCCAUGUUGAGGGCUGUGUGUUCACCUCAAAUCGAAAGGACAAUCUCAGGAGGCAUCAGAUGAGAACGCACGGUUCCAAGGUCCUAGACCACUCAGCUGAAAGCAGUAACCAGAAACAGCCGCCAUACCAGCAGUCUGAUGUUUCUGGUAUUGCAGAGCUGAAUGACACGUCAAACUUCAUGCGAGUGGCCGCUUCAGGCGAUCUAAAUAGGCUGGAAGCCUUCCUAUCAGCAGGCUUACCAAUUGAUACUAAGGCGGACGAUCAUUCCACGGCCCUGCACUGCGCAGCUAGAGCUGGUCAGGUAGACGUAGUCAAAUAUCUACUCGUCGGUGGAGCGAGUGUCAGUGAGAGAAACCAAAAUCGUCGACUACCGAUACAUGAAGCUGUUUUGAGCAAAACUCCCGAGACAUUCAAGUGCUUCCUCGACCGCAUGACACCAGAAGAAUUCCGUACCUCGCGAAAACACCUCGACAGCUAUCUGGUACGAUCGGGUAGUGUUGAAAUCGUCGAUGUCUACCUUACGCGCUUGGGAAACGACUUCACCAACCAAGAUAACUCGAAGAAACUCAGCUUCGCCGUACGUAUGGGACACGACUUACUCGUUGCCGCUUUGCUUGAUGACCCGGAAGUCGAUGGAAACCAGCGAAUCGUGAAUCAUAAAAAAGGCUUCCGUCAAAUCCAUUUAGCGGCUUAUUAUGGACGAACAAAAGUUAUGGAAAUCCUUAUCGCUUGCAAUCGCGUCAACAAAACAUUGGAAACCUACGACUCUAGACAAGCGCUACAUAUAGCAGCCUCACAAGGCUCUGCAGCAAUUGUAAAACAGUUGAUUCAACAUCCAAGUGUUGAUGUUAAUUGCCAAGACAGGGACGCGGAGACACCUCUACAUUAUGCAUCAUCAAAAGGACACACAAUGGUCGUACAGCAGUUAACCAGCCACCCAAGUGUUGAUGUAAACUGCCAAAAUAGGGAUGCGGCGACACCUCUGCACUACGCAGCCUCUAAUGGGCACCGGGAAACAGCUUCGUUGCUACUCAGACUCUCGGAUUCAAUCAGAGAUGGUCACCGCAUCUCGUCCAAAGAACUACCAACAAGUCUUGCGUUCACCAAAGAGGAUUUUCUUCACAGACUUCUUAAACAUCCAGACUUUGGCGGUCCGAACAAAAUCCUACCAGGAAGGUAUAAGACUAUUCUCAACGUCGCUGUUAGGGAGAAUGAUUGCGAAGUGAUCGAGUUUCUGGUAGCUUGCCAGGAUGUCGAUGUGAAUAUGGGGGAUAAGUACGGUUGGAGUCCUCUGUUGAACGCUGCUCGCGAUGGCAAAUUGGAAGCAGUGAGACUACUUCUUCAGCACAAAGACAUCGAUGUAAACCAAUUUAUUCCAGGACUGAGUUGGACGGCGUUGGAUUAUGCAAAAGUUCACAAGCACAACGAGAUCGUCGACCUCCUCCUCUCCCACGGGGCCAUGGACUACGACAUUUGUGGGAACCUCUGGCCAAGCGUACCAACAAUCACGCACAUCGAAAACUCGCAAAGCACUACAUUGCAACCCGACCACGGAGUGUACUUCGAUCCGUCCGACGAUGGUAUGAGUGAAGCACCCACGAAAGCUUGGGAAGAGUCUUUCGACAUGGAGGAAGGAAUGAUGGAGUGAAGACUAUUUUCAUUAGGCGUUGUAUCAUCUGGACGGCUGUAAUCACGCUCUUUGCUACCGGCAACAACGAGGGGGAAGUUAUCUCCACCCCCGUCUCUCGAGGUUUUCUCUUCCCUUCUAUAGCAUGUAUCAGUAGUAUUUUGCAGUAUUUUAAUUACAUCUCACUCCUAAGAACCCACUCCGCGUAUAAAACUGCGCGACCGCUACCAUCUACCUUGUGAUCAUCAACGCGACCUAUGCAAAACGUAACUCGCGUACAUAUUCAUACUA